AUGGGUAUUGUAGGGCAGCAGCAUCUCGAAUUGGAAGACGAUGACGAUGACAGAAGUGAACCGGUGAUCGGAGAGAGAGAGAGAGAGAGGAUGGGAACGAGACAAGUGUACGAAGAGAAGCUGAGGCGCGGGAAUCUCGAUUAUGAUCCGACCAUGAAUCCUGGUCUUGGCUCAGCUCGGUGUCCGCGUUGCCUUUCUCUAUUAAACCCUAAUCCAGAGAAAGGAGAGUGGGCGGUAACUUCCGUUUUGCACGAUGCUGCUGCAGUGGCUGGUUCUGGUAUUGGUGGCUUGCUUAGUGCCGUCCAUGCUUUCAACACAGGGAUCCCAUAUCUUCAAAAUCGGUUUCCAGGGUCAAAGCGGCUCUCUUUUCUUGUUGGGGUUCCUUUGCUGCUAGGAUACUCAGGCGUAGGGGCUGCCUUUGGAGGUAGCAUGGUCUUCUUUCCCUCAAUUUUGUAUAUAUCUUUGCGUGUUAGUGGGUAUGUUAGUAGCAUUCUUGCACGUAGGCUUUUGUUUUAUGUAUUACUCAGUACAUAUUAUAUGUCUAUGCACACAUGUGUCUGUUUUUCUUUAAAGAAAACACCUGAAGUUUUGCUCGUGUUCAAUGGUUUGGUAGGUUAUGCACUCCCGAAGUUUGCUCAGCUGACAGUUACCUCGUACUAUGCAUCUUCAAGUGCUUCACAUUAUGGGAUCUCUCUGCUCACCCGCUAUAUCGAGGAAGCUCAUCUCUCUCGAACUCAGAAAGAAGAGGUCAAAUGA
Thlaspi arvense is the source of this 756-nucleotide messenger RNA. Lineage: Eukaryota; Viridiplantae; Streptophyta; Magnoliopsida; Brassicales; Brassicaceae. The record is from the annotation of a GenBank genome assembly.